AUGGUCAGUCAGGAUGUUUUAUGGAAUUUUGAAGACCUUAAAUUGCUAAAAGGUACAGAUUUGCCAAUUUUCGGAGGUGAUAAGUAUCCUUGUAUAAGUUUACAAUUGAGGAGUAUGACAGAACCUAUAAGAGUACUAUCUGGUAUUGACUACUGGCUAGAUAAUUUGAUGGCUCACGUUCCCGAAGUUACUAUGUGUUAUCAUUCAAACUGUUUUGUGCAAAAACACGAGUUAGUGAUGAAUGAGGACUUGCCAAGUUUGAAUGACUCUAAAUGUUCAUCUAAAGUUAUUACACGUGUCGCUCAAAAUGUAUUGUCAUUUUUAAAGUCAAAUACUACUGAACCUGGACAUACAUACUGGUUAUUCAAAGGGGACAAUGAUGAUAUAGUGAAAUUAUACGAUUUGUCUUCAUUAUGUUCUGAAUCAUUGGUCGAAGAGUACUGUGAAGGUCAAAAUCUGUUUACUAUUCCAGUGGCUAUGCUGUUAUAUCAUGUUGCUCUGAAUUUAAAAUACAAUCCAAUAGAUCAGAUGGCAUCUAAUUCAGCUACUAUACAAAUUUUGCUCAAUAAUUGUUUGAAAUUAUUAAACAAAACUAAAUACCCUCAUAUAGUAACAUCUGUUCAUUUUAUGUUAUCCGAUUUCUAUAUUCCAAUUGAUAUUAAUCCCGCAUUAAUUAAACUUAAUGAUAACAUGCUUUUGUCGCCGGAUGUUGAUUCAGAUGAGAAUUUAUCAACUAGAUCUAAUGUUGAGAAAUCUAUGUUUUCUAUCGGUACUAAUGAUUGAUGUUUAUCACACAAAAAAUCAAAAAAAAUCGCAACUAUCGAGAAUCCUCCAUCAGAAAUGAUAGUAAUGACAUUAGAAGAACAUUGUCAAAAAGCUUUAUACAAUGUUGGUUGUGGUUUAAGUUGUUUAUACUAUUUGGAGGAUAUAAAUCAACAGUCAACAAUGAAAAAAGGCCGAAAGAUGAAAAACGUCAAUAAUAGAGGCAAAAAUCAAAAACAUAAUAAAGAAUGUGUAAAUGUUGAAAACAAUGACGAGUAUAAAAAUAACACAUUACUCUGUAAGUCUGUUGCUGAAGUUAUGCCCACUUGGCAUAAUCCACCAAAUCCUCAGGACAAUGAAUCUUGGAAACAACGCCUGAAUAUACUAUUUUAUGAAAAAGCAUGUUUGGCAUACGAUAUAUUAGCUGAAUAUUAUCUAGCACAAGCAAUGUAUGGAAGAGCAUUAAAACAUUAUUGCUAUUUAUUUAAAUGCUGGCUGUGGAUUAUCAAUACCAACUUCAAUAGAAAAAUAGGGUUUCUAUUAAAAAGUUCUGCUGAUUGUUGUUUGUAUAUUUCGCAAAAUUGGGAUAAAGUUCAGCAGUACAGAAUCGAACUAGAAACUGAUGAUAAAUGUGAUUUAAAAAUAAGGAGUUCAUUACAAGACAAAUUCGAUAAUUCUAAACUACAAGAUUUCAAUUUAAUACCAAGAAAUAUUGAGUCAAAAGAAGGUAUAUUGAAUGCAGCAGUUAAUUGUUACAAACGGUCUUUAGAAUAUGAAAUAGACGAAAACAGUAAAAAACAACUGAAUAGAAGAAUUGGAAAUGUAUACUAUGAACUAACAUCAGGAUUCGUAGAUGAAAUAACAAAUGCUUUGAAAAAGCAAUCUAAAAUAACUUCUCCAAGAUUAAAAUGGCUACUAAAAACAUCUAGAAAUUAUUUGUCAAUUGGAAUUAAUAAAUCUGAAAGAUCAUCUGACUUAAUUAACCUCGCGUUGUUAUAUUCAAACAUGGGCCAAUUGUAUCGAUAUACAUCAGAUUAUUUAUUACAAAAUAAUCUUUCUUCUACUGAUUUUAUAAAAGAUAAGGAUUUUAAUAAAAUGUCCGUUGAAGGCUACACGAAAGGCUUGACAGUGUUGGGCAACCGAAGUUUCGAUCCAAAACUUUGGGACUUCAUUUUCUUUGAGGUAUCUACAAUGACUUACAAUAUGGCUAUAAAAUAUCAAGAAAAUCCACCCGAAUACUCAGAUCUAACUGAAGCUAUAAAUGUACUCUUGGAAGCUUUGAAAUAUUGUGAUUUGGAAAAUGAAGUGUCUAAAAAAUCAUACUACGAGUAUCGAGCAGCAGAUAUUCAUGAUCGCCUGGGGUCUUUGUAUUACUGUCGAUUAAGAAAUAUGGAAGUGGAUAUGCCAAUGUUUAAUACUACUCUUAAUCAGUGUACAUCCAAUUAUAAUCAGUCAUUUGAAAUAUUUUUUAAAAUUAAACGUCCAUUAGAGUGUCUAGAACUAAUCAUGAAAGAAAUCGCUGUAGACGAGCUUCAAAUUGAGAGAGCAAAACAUCCUUGGUUUAAAGUGAAGUUUAUCGCGUCUAUUGCACAGAAAUUAGCCGAAAAUUGUAUGUGUGUAUUGCAAAUGCUAUUGGAAAGUAAAUUAGACGAUUGCAAAGAGAAUCAUUCAACAGAUAAUCUUUAUAAACCUUGUCAGAAUAGUAAAGAUAAUCAGGAUACAGAACAGAAGAAACUACAAUUAUUAAAACUCUUAGAAGAUAGAUUGCUACAAAUUUUAAAGUGUAUGAUCAAGCUAUCUAUAACACAACUACCCACGUGA
Rhopalosiphum maidis (corn leaf aphid) is the source of this 2583-nucleotide messenger RNA. RefSeq names its product erythroid differentiation-related factor 1-like. The transcript is spliced from 13 exons. NCBI's taxonomy places the organism in Eukaryota, Metazoa, Arthropoda, Insecta, Hemiptera, Aphididae. Gene Ontology annotation, biological process: positive regulation of DNA-templated transcription. The record is from RefSeq and is a predicted model, not a curated record.